AACAGAACAGGCAGAAACAGAUACUUUAUUCGUGAGAUUUUGCCCGUCUGCUUACGAAAAAUUUAGCUCCAAUUCCCAAGAGUUACUCGAAAUUCGAAUUAUCUUAAACAUUCCUUAAAUUCGCCUUUGUUUGAACUUUGUUAAUGCAUUAUUUUCUUAAAAAAUGCACAAGAAACUAAAAUUGUCAAUCAUGUUUUGAAAAAUUGAUUUUCUCUCGGCCGUAUCAAAGUGUUUUUGUCUCCUCCUGUGUUGCUUAACCUAUGGUUUUCUUGUUUUGAUAUCAAAGUACCUACUACCUAUCUCGCUCUUUUGUUUAUAAAUUAUUACAUUUGAUUCAUGUAUAAAAGAGAAAGAACAAGAGUAAAUAAAUAAAACAAGAAAGCAAUAACACACAUAUAGUGUUUUUGCAGGAAAGUAUUGUGUUUGCUAUUUUCGUGUUCGCUUGUAGACACUGGUUAUUAGCUAAUGUUUUAUUUUUGCGUGAAAUGAAAAAUAUUGUCAAAGGAAAAUAUAUACGAGUCUCGCUCGACAACAAUCCAUCUUAUUUAUAAAGCAUAUUCUAAAAGAAAACCAAACCAAAGGACGCUUGUUUGUAAUAUCUACAAAAAGAAAAACACAACAGACAGAAAAAUACAACACGGCUGCAACGAUGGAAUAAACAUUGAAACAUGCAAUGAAAAAAAGGAUUUAAACGAUUUAAAAUCAAAAAUGAUGAAAAUGAUUGACUCGGGCCAUAUACGUUAUGCUUAGAGCUUGCUUCUUAGUUCUUUCAUUCCGAACACAGUAUACCUGUAUACCUCAUUAAAAAUCCUCCGAAAGACUUGAUUGGUCAAAAUUAUAUAUAUAUAUAUAUAUAUUUAUAAAAAUAACAAAAAUAAAACAAGAAAACCAUACACCUAAAAGGCGAUAAUGGACGAUGAGAUUUUAAAAACAGUUCAUUCAAUAUUCGGCAAAAGCGUAAAAAUAGUCGAUUGUGAGAAAACGUCAUCUGUAAGUCAGGAAGAAGUUCUUCUUAUUAAUGGAAUUCCUGUCACUCUAGAUGGACACGAUAGCGAAGAAAUCAAAAAUGCGCUACUUACCGGCCAAGUGCCAUCAGUUGAACUAUUGAAUCAAUUAUUAUAUCAAGCUGGAAUCUUGAAACAAUCAGUUCAAUUGGAAACAUCAUUGUCAGUUAAAUCGUCUAUGGUUACAACUGAAGAGGUUUCAGUUGCAAGAGGCGGUCAAAUAGUUGAUGGUCGGUCAAGUGAAACUAGAGAAGAUUAUGUCUAUAGUAGUUCGAAGAAAGAAAUUUGGAAGCCAAUAACAACAACAACAACAAAAGUAGCCACAGCAGAAACUAUGUCACAAACACCAAGAUUUUCAUUGCCAAGUGAACAGCCAUCAACUAAAAUAUCUGGGGGUGCUAUAGGUGGUCGAUAUGAGGAAAGUUGUAGUGUAACUUCUGCUUUGCCAUCUGAACCGCGGAUAUCGGGCUUAAGCGGGCCGUUAACAACAUCCAACUUUAUGAGUAAAUCUUUAAGUAGCAGAAGCGGUAGCAGUGGAAACUAUCAAUAUACCUAUGAUGUCAAAGGCAAUGGAAAUGAAAAUGAUGAUGAAGAUGAUGAUGACGAUGAUGAUGAAGAUGGGGAGUUGUAUUUAUUAAAUCCACCACAGUACAAUGGAAGUUCUGUAUUACCAACAACGACAACUACAACAACGUCACAAUUUACAAAUAGAUUACCGCCAAUUAGAAAUGCUACCACGACAAUUUCCAGCUCAUCAACUGCCACUGCCAAUAGCAAUGAUGACUUACAAAAAUAUCAAAAAGCCGCAUUGCAAUCUGGACGAAAAUCCAGUCUGUUAAGUUUUGACUCUGGUCAUGAUGGUGCCUUCCAUAGUCCAUCACAACAAACAUGCAAUAAUCUAUCAGCACCAGCGCAACAGUUAACGACAAACAAUACCGAUCACUCGAUAUCAUCGUGCUAUGAUUUUAUCAGUUCUGAUGAAGCUGACUUUUUGACUGCUGGAACAAAUAAUAAUAGCAGUCAUUUUGACAAAGAUUGCAAGACAAUAUUUGCAACACAGGGAAGAAGCUAUGCGGAUAUACCACAACCACAACAACAGCGGGAACUGUCGUUAUCAUAUUUUUCAUAUGAUAAAAAUCUAAAAAGCCCCACUUUGGGUAAAAAACUGUCAAUGUCAUCGAGUAGUUGCGUGCCUACUAACUCAUCAUCGCACUCGAAGCAACACCAUGGAACUAUUAAUAAAUCAAGUACAAACAUAAUUCAACCACCUGAUAAUGCUGCUCCUGCAGCAGGUGCUGCUACAGAAUCAUCUUCUAUAGUCUCAUCAACAACAGCUGUAGAAAAUGGUUUAGUAUUUCGAGAUGGAAAUCUUAUAUCAGGGCCAUUGGAUGCUCUUAUAGCCCAUAUGGUGCCAUCAGCUCAAUACUAUCCAGAUCGAUCAUUUAUAUUUUCAUUUCUUUUGAGUGCACGUCUCUUUAUUCGGCCGCAUGAAUUACUGGCUCGAAUAUCAGAAACUUGGGAGAAUCAAGAGCAACAACAAAUCGUCCAAUCGUCGAUUGAUACUGUUGAUGAGAAAUACUCUUCUCACCACCAGCCGCAAAGUAUGUGCGAGGGCGGUACGAAAUCGCAGAUGUACCAAUUUGCCGACGAACAAAUGCAUCAGAAGGCUAUGAAAUCUGCUCAAAAUUGUAUUCAACUGCUAUCUGAAUGGAUUGAUACAUUUCCAUACGACUUUCGUGAUGAACGUCUAAUGCAACAUGUUCGGAUUUUGGCCAGAAAGUGUGUCUACAUCGAUAAUAAUCUUGGAAAGACAGUAUCGAGUAUCUUGCAGCAAUUAGUUCAACGUCUUACAGUACUCGAAAAAUACGAAGAGUUUCUGCAAACGCUUACAACAAACGAAUACAACGAACGGCAAACAAACGAAGAACUAGCUGCCUCACAUUAUCAGAAACCAUAUUCGUCAACAGCUUCAUCUGCAUCGGCAUCACAUGGUGGGGGUCAAACUAAUAGUGGUUAUGUACAUUCUUGUUCAAAAUCAACAUCGAGUGAUCGAGAUGACAUAAACGCUUCAUUGUUGGUUGAAUCUUCAAAUGCCCAUUCACAAACAGCUUCCUCAUCAAUGGUGGGUAUUCCUCCUCAUAAGUCACUAUCAUCGUCGUAUACGACUGCGUCUGGAACUUGUCAUCAACAUCAAUUGGCUCAUAACUAUCACCACCAUCACAAUAGUCAUCAAAGUGAUAGUUCUUCGAAUUCAGUCAAUACUCUUGGUCCAGGUGGUGGUGGUGGAGGUGUAGGAGGAGGAAUAGGAAUUGGUAUAAGUGGAUGCACAAGUCUGAGUGGCACUCUAAGUAAUGGCGCUGAAUUGACAGGCAUAUGCGAUUUAUGUCCAAAUGCAGCUCUAUUAGCACAUCAAUUAACACACAUUGAAUUGGAACGACUUUCGCACAUUGGUCCGGAAGAAUUUGUCCAGGCUUUUGCUAAAGAAAAUCACUUGGAAUCAUUUAGUGAUAUGAAGAAAACAAGAAAUCUAGAAUCAUAUGUGCAAUGGUUCAAUAAAUUAAGCUACUUUACUGCCACAGAAAUUGUUAAGUAUCCUAAAAAGAAACAACGUGUUCGAAUAAUUGAAUUUUGGAUUGAAACAGCACGCGAAUGUUUCAAUAUUGGGAACUUCAACAGCUUGAUGGCAAUAAUUGCCGGUCUUAAUCUGUCGCCAAUAUCAAGACUCAAAAAAACUUGGUCAAAAAUACAAUCAGCUAAGUUUUCAGUUCUCGAACAUCAAAUGGAUCCGACAAGCAAUUUUAACAGCUAUCGAUCAACGUUAAAGGCAGCGAUGUGGCGUUCUGAAGGUGCUACAAAUGAAAGAGAACGUAUAAUCAUUCCAUUUUUUAGUUUACUUGUAAAAGAUUUGUAUUUCCUUAAUGAAGGAUGCUCAAAUAGAUUACCAAAUGGACAUAUAAAUUUUGAAAAAUUUUGGCAACUUGCUAAGCAAGUUAUGGAAUUUAAUACAUGGAAAAAAGUCACUUGUCCGUUUGAGAAACUUCCAAAAGUGAUAAUGUUCCUACAAUUGAGUACAGUACUCAAUGAAAAUACUCUCUCGAUGGCAUCGUUUGAAUGUGAACCACCCGAAAACACUCAAGAAAAAGGAAGGUACAAGACUCUUAAAUCUGAGACCAAACAACAGCAGCAUCAACAGCAAACGUAGUAAGGGUUUUAUUAAAUUAAUCAAUAGGUUGCCAUAGGUAUUUAUACACAAUCUACGAAACAAAAAAAAUAUUAAGGAAAAACAAGAAUAUAUAGGAUACACAAGUGAGUGUAUGUGUGUAUGUAUGCGUAUGCAAGUGUGUGUAUGUAUGUAUAUGAAUGAGUGUUGAGAAUGACGAAAAGUUUCAAUUUAUAAUACUUUUGCUCAUAUCUUUUACAAUAUUUUAGUACCGAAAAAAUAUUUUAUGUCUGUUUGCUCAACCUAAAAUUAAAAUUCCUUAAAUCUUUUAUAAAGACAUAUUCAAAUGUUUUUUUUUAUUAAGAUGGAACUCUUUUUCAGAGCCAAAUCUUUUAGAGUUUCUAGGUUUCGUAUUUAGAGGUGCCUUGCAACCAAGAUUUUUGAUGAAAAAAUCCCCCCUUCAUAUUAAAAACAAAAUUGGUGGCUUUUGAUUCCUAAAUGGAGAAGAGUAGAUUUUUUGAAAUAGUACUUGACGUCGUCCUGAUGUUAAAAACAAGUCUCUUGUAUUAAUUACCAGCUUUGACUUUGUUGUCUUUAACUGAUUGACACAUUCAAAUCAAGUAUUCUGUUCUCGUUAAAAUACAAGAAAUCGCGAUUAUGUACAAUCACAAACAAGUAAAUAUAAAUAUCGCAAAUGUUAUUUUUAGCUUGCUAAAAAUCCUUGUACCAUCUAGAAGUGAUGAAAAUUGUAUGUAUUUUAAAACGGAGAAGAGUAGAUUUAUUGAAAUCAUACUUCACGUCCUCCUGAUGUCAAAAACAAGUCUCCUGUAUUAAUUACCAGCUUUGACUUUGUUGUCUUUAACUAAUUCACACAUUCCAAUCAAGUAUUCUGUCCUCGUAAAAAUACAAGAUAUCGCGAUUAUGUAAACCACAACAAGUAAAUACAAA
This is a messenger RNA of Eupeodes corollae, 5112 nucleotides long. RefSeq names its product ras guanine nucleotide exchange factor M-like. Gene Ontology annotation, molecular function: guanyl-nucleotide exchange factor activity. Lineage: Eukaryota; Metazoa; Arthropoda; Insecta; Diptera; Syrphidae. The transcript has 6 exons. Gene Ontology annotation, cellular component: plasma membrane. The coding region runs from base 910 to 4206 and encodes 1098 amino acids. The record is from RefSeq and is a predicted model, not a curated record. Gene Ontology annotation, biological process: positive regulation of GTPase activity; Ras protein signal transduction.